Messenger RNA from Sordaria macrospora k-hell, 1182 nucleotides. RefSeq lists its product as uncharacterized. The record is from RefSeq and is a predicted model, not a curated record. Lineage: Eukaryota; Fungi; Ascomycota; Sordariomycetes; Sordariales; Sordariaceae.
AUGAAGAACGCCAAAUUGUCUCAUGGCAAAACCUCCAAAGGAGAUUCGAAGGAGACAACUUCACCACCCUCGAACUGGGCAACAUACCUCGCCUCAACAACCGCCGCAAAUGCCUCCUCCCGCGGCAUCACCCACCUCGACAUGCUCGCAACCCCCGUGGUCGAUGCCAACUCUCUCUCUCACCUAGACCCUAACUCCAUCAUCCUCCACCUCAAUAACGAGAUCCCAACAAACGAACAAUGGGACAUUCUAUCCUCGUACUUCAACAAAGUCCAAAAGCUCUAUGUCUCGACAGGACCCGUCGAGAACUGGAACGACGGCUCCUUCCCCCUCGCCUGGCCGUUGGAUGUUCUGGUUGUCGCAGGUCCAGCAAGCGCAGAAGUCCUUACCCCCGCCAUCAUCGAAGGGCACAUUGAGCAUCUCGCCUUUUAUCUCUGCCACAAUCUAAAGUGGUACGGUUUGGAAAACUGGGAGUCGUUGGAAGACCUGCUACCUUUCAUCAACAUUGGCGAGACUGAAGAGGAAAGGGUUUCGGCAUUAGAGACCUGGACACCCCGAAGACUGCAGAACCGAAUGCUGAAGCAUUACGUCCAGGCACGGCCGGAGUUGGAAGGGAAGCUGCCCCCUACAAAGACCAGGACGCUCGAGAUCAUCGGAAAUAACGCGAUCGACAUGUUCAUCGGGUUCUGUCUGCAAUGCUUUCCUGCGGCUGCGAGGCUGGAGAGCGUUACGCUUUGCUCGGACGACUAUGGAGACGUGGGGGACUGGGCCAACGAGGAUGCGCCAGAGGAGGUAUUCUUUGCGACGUUCCUGUUGGUGCUGGAGAAGUUGAAGGUCUUGAGGUUGAGUGUUGGGGAAAGGUUGUUGUCUUCGGAUGAUGGGCUGAAGACACCGCUGUUGAAGAUGUUGUGGCGGUUUUUCCCGCCGAAGCUGGAGGAGUUCCAUUUCCGAGGGCCGGUUGGACUGGCGCCUUUAUUGGGGGAGUGGAUCGAGGCGUUUGGGGAUGACAAGUUCUUGCCUGCGUUGAGGAAGAUGAGCUUUAGGCUUGAUCGAGCAAAGGAAGGUGAGGAGGUUGAUGAGAAGGCGCGGGACGAUGCUAGGCUCGCGUGUAAUAAGCUUCGUGAGGCUGCUGUUGCUAGAGGUAUUGCUGUGGAGGAGUUUGAGGAUCCUUGGGAGUUUUGA